Marmota monax (woodchuck) is the source of this 1580-nucleotide messenger RNA. RefSeq names its product biorientation of chromosomes in cell division 1 (gene Bod1). The record is from RefSeq and is a predicted model, not a curated record. The transcript has 5 exons. Bases 186 to 827 code for a protein of 213 amino acids. NCBI's taxonomy places the organism in Eukaryota, Metazoa, Chordata, Mammalia, Rodentia, Sciuridae.
UUCUGCCCCCGCCGCCGCCUCCCGACCUGCCGCCGCCUCCGCCACCACCGCCACCGCCGCCAUCUCCGCCGCCGUCCCCACCUCCAUCGCCACCGCCGCUGCCUCCGUGGGGUUCUCCGCCUCCCGUGCACAACGCAGGCCCCCAGACCCAGAGCAGGAGCCGCACUCGGGCGCAGGGCGCGGGCAUGGCGGACGGCGGCGGCGCGGGCGUGGGGGGCGGCGGCGGCGCGGGCCCGGCCUCGGCAGGGGCGGCGGCGGCGGCCGGGGCGGGCGGGAGCGGCGGCCCCAGCAACCCCGCCUCGCUGCCGCCGGGAGACCCGCAGCUUAUCGCGCUCAUCGUGGAGCAGCUCAAGAGCCGCGGCCUGUUUGACAGCUUCCGCCGGGACUGCCUGGCGGACGUGGACACCAAGCCAGCUUACCAAAACCUGAGGCAAAAAGUGGAUAAUUUUGUGUCGACACAUCUGGACAAGCAGGAGUGGAAUCCUACGAUGAACAAGAACCAGUUACGAAAUGGGCUGAGGCAGAGUGUGGUUCAAAAUACAGAGAGUUGUGAUGAGCAAGGAAAAGCCGGUAUUGAAGGGAUGCCUGGCACAGUUUUUCCUGGAGCAUCCACGAGCCAGCAGUUACAGAGGUCAGGAAUGCUGGAAGCAGGAGUAGACAGGAUUAUUUCUCAGGUGGUGGAUCCAAAACUCAACCACAUCUUCAGGCCACAGAUUGAACGAGCGAUUCAUGAAUUCCUGGCGGCCCAGAAAAAAGAAGCUGUGCCAGCACCUCCUCCUGACCCAGAGAGCCAGGACCUGCCUGCCCCGUCCCAGGACACUUCCUAAGAAUAUUCCUGGCACCUUUUGAAAACUCCAUUUAAUUAAUGGUGAAGAAAUGGAUCCCUGUUCCGAGAGAGCAUGACUUCAUCCGGCUGGGGGCUUCUGAACUCAAGAUUUCUACCCUGACUGUGGGGCAGUGUCCAGAUAGGACAGGAGCAAGCUUGGCAGUGGGAACUCUGUCUGUGGGUGCCCCUUCCUUGGGCUGCCACUGGCCUGUUUGUCCAGGGGUGUGGCACCCAGUACACACUACAGAGUAUGAACACUACAGCCGCUGGGAUGGUUCCCAGACAGCUUUAUACUUGAACAAGGAGACUGCACAUGGACUUUAGGGUUUGUGCUCUGGGAUGACUAGAGGCUACCACGGAAGACCCUAACCAGUCCCAGAGGUAAUUCAGAGAAUAGGGACUGUAAAGCUUAGUGGGGCUUAGGCAUCUGACAGCGCUCGUCCAAUACCUUUCUCAAAGUUCCAGACUAUGUGUACAAGCCCUUAGCAUCAGAUAGCCUUAAAGUUGGUUGUGACCUUCUUGUCUGUGACUCUUCUAGCCAGUUUCCUCCCCGUGUCAGAGGUAACAGAAGGUGGAAACUUAGAGUGAACAAGAAGGCCGAGACAUCAGGCAUAAGAAAAAUGUUUGCAGGUUUCCUGUGCAGGGCUGCUUCCUGUCCUCCAAGGCUGGUGAGCCUUGGAUGCGUUUGUUUUUUAGAAAAGUAAAUUAUCAGUAAAUGGCGUUAAGUUUUGUAAUAAAAUCAUUUGAUACUCUG